AUGGAAGGGCGUAUUCCUGAAGAGGACCCUUUAAAGUGGGAACGCAUGUAUCAAGAAGGAGGAAACGCUGCUCCUUUCAAGCUCGAAGGAAUGAUGAACCUGCAGCAGUCCAGCGAAGUCAGAGUUGUUUCGUUUGAUCUCGACAAUACUUUAUGGGUCACAUCGGCGACUAUUUCCGCCGCCAAUGAAGCUCUCGCGGCCUUCCUCGACGCACGAGGCGUCGUUCAACCUCAGCGAAUAGAAACAAUAAUGGGAAUUUUAUUCAAAGAAAACAAAGAACGAUACUGCCCCAUUGAAGUGGAACAGGCAAAAGCUCCAGCUUUAUUAACACUACUCCGAAAAGAUGCCAUUCGAAAAAUUCUUUUGGACGACAACGGAUACUCGUCCGAGAGUGCUGAAUGCUCUGCCGAAGAAGCAUUUCAGACUUGGACAAAUGCGCGCCACGAUGCCAUUACCUUUAACAUGGCUGAAGCUGUGAAAGAAUGUCUUCAAGAAAUAGCUGCUAUUCAAACGUCGGAUGGACAUUCGGUCGUGAUUGGAGCCAUUACGGAUGGCAACUCAGAUCCACGCUUGAUUGAUGAGCUAUCCAAAUAUUUUCAUUUCUGCGUCAACGCCGAAAAAGUUGGAAUAAGCAAACCUGACAAACGAAUCUACCUAAAAGCUGUACAGGAACUGGCCGGUCACCCUAGCUUAAAACAUCUCCUUCCCGACGAUGACGCCCAAGACUAUGAAUUGGAAUCAAGAUUGGGACCGUGGUGGGUUCAUGUGGGUGAUGAUUUCAUCAAAGACGUAGUCGCUGCAAAAGAUCUGAAUAUGCGUAGCGUCUGGGCUCGAGAGCUGGUCCUCAACAAACAGGUAGAUUAUGCAUUGUCGGAGGGAAAGCCGGAGCGAAGCGUUGAAGCUCUGGUGAAAGAUGUUUCUAAGAAUGAAGUAGUUAAGAUGCAGGUAGGGGCUACAGAUUACUUGGUGAAUUCUCUUCACCAAGAGUUUGCAGAUGCAAUUGUCGACCGCUUUGGUGAAGUUGCCACCGUUCUAAAUGCAUGGCACAGUGAAGGACUGGUCAAAACCUCUACUCCUCUCCAAAUUGUCGAGAACGAUGUGACGGUACAGGAAGAAGUCGUGCUACGCCCCGAAGUAGAAUCGGGAGACACUGAAAACGACAGAACGCCAAACAUAAAGAACGGAGGAUCAAAAUUUUGCCUGUUUUGUAGGAAUACACUUCCUGGAGCCGCGAAGUUCUGCUCGGAAUGUGGGGAGGGACAACAUUAG
Messenger RNA from Phaeodactylum tricornutum CCAP 1055/1, 1269 nucleotides. RefSeq lists its product with no specific name. The record is from RefSeq and is a predicted model, not a curated record. The transcript is spliced from 2 exons. Lineage: Eukaryota; Bacillariophyta; Bacillariophyceae; Surirellales; Neidiaceae. The coding region runs from base 1 to 1269 and encodes 422 amino acids.